Messenger RNA from Protopolystoma xenopodis, 279 nucleotides. The record is from the annotation of a GenBank genome assembly. NCBI's taxonomy places the organism in Eukaryota, Metazoa, Platyhelminthes, Monogenea, Polystomatidea, Polystomatidae.
GAAUGGGAGUCCAUCGAGGAGCCAGAUCGCCGCCGAAUUGGUCUUGUCCACGACUUGGAGGCUUCCUUCUGGAUGCCUUUAGAUGCUGUGACAAGGCUAUUCUCGGGUUCAUAUAUAUGUUUCCUUCCUAGUACAAAUAUCUUCAUGGCUUCUUUGACGCCAUCUGGAAUGCCCCAACGCGCCUGGAGAUUAACACAGCACCACUCUUCUUGGUAUGGUGAGCUAAGCGGGGGUGAUCUAUCUUAUCGUCAAUCCUUCUUGAAAAACCCUCAGACUUAA